Molecule: messenger RNA, 2271 nt
Organism: Dovyalis caffra
Lineage: Eukaryota; Viridiplantae; Streptophyta; Magnoliopsida; Malpighiales; Salicaceae
Source: the annotation of a GenBank genome assembly
AUGAAACCCGUCCACUUCGAAGCAGAGAGAAGUCUCGCCAAGGAUUUCCUUUCAAACUUCGCCGACGCAAAUGGCGAAGCUAAAUACAUGAACAUUAUUCAAGAUGUUGCAAAUCAUAAGAUUCGCGCCGUUCAGAUCGAUCUCGAAGACCUAAUUAAUUACAAGGACUUGGAUGAGGAGUUCCUUAGACGAGUUACUGAGAACACGCGUCGUUAUGUUGGGAUUUUUGCUGAUGCUAUCGAUGAAGUGUUGCCGGAGCCGACUGAGGCAUUUCCGGAUGAUGACCAUGAUAUUUUAAUGACACAGAGGUCUGAGGAUGCAACCGAGAAUGUUGAAGGUUCUGAUGCGAAUCAGAAGAUGCCUUCAGAGAUUAAGCGUUACUUUGAAGUUUAUAUUAGAGCACCUUCAAAAGGGCGGCCAUUUACUAUCAGAGAGGUCAAGGCUUCAUGUAUUGGCCAACUUGUGAAGAUAUCUGGUAUUGUGACCCGUUGCUCAGAUGUUAAGCCACUAAUGCAGGUAGCUGUGUAUACAUGUGAAGAAUGUGGUUUUGAAAUUUACCAGGAAGUAACUGCUCGAGUCUUCAUGCCCUUGUUUGAGUGCCCAACUACGCGCUGCAAAACAAACAACACGAAGGGGAACCUUAUUCUUCAACUCAGAGCAUCUAAGUUUCUGAAGUUUCAGGAGGCCAAAAUUCAAGAGUUAGCAGAACAUGUUCCAAAAGGCCACAUUCCGCGAUCGAUGACUGUUCAUUUCAGAGGAGAACUCACAAGAAAGGUAGCACCAGGUGAUGUCGUUGAAUUAUCAGGGAUCUUUCUUCCGAUACCUUACACUGGUUUCAGAGCAAUGCGUGCUGGCUUAGUUGCGGACACAUAUUUGGAGGCCAUGUCUGUUACUCAUUUCAAGAAAAGAUAUGAAGAGUUUCAUGGAAUGAAUUUUCACCUUACUGAUGUUACUAUUGGAGGAGGUAUGUCCAUCUUGGAUGAAGCUACAUUGGCAAGGCUUGUUAUUGUUUCUUAUGAACUCAGAGGAGAUGAAGAAGAGCAGAUUGCACGUCUCUCUGAGGAUGGAGAUAUCUACAAUAAGUUGGCACAAUCAUUGGCACCUGAAAUCUAUGGACAUGAAGAUAUUAAAAAGGCUUUACUUCUUCUCCUCGUGGGUGCUCCUCAUCGGAAGCUAAAGGAUGGGAUGAAGGAACUCAAUGAAUUGCAGAUUAGAGGAGAUUUACAUUUAUGUUUGAUGGGUGAUCCUGGUGUUGCCAAAAGUCAGCUUCUGAAGCAUAUAAUAAAUGUAGCACCCAGGGGAGUGUACACAACUGGCAAAGGGAGCAGUGGAGUUGGUCUAACUGCUGCUGUUCAGAAAGAUCCAGUUACAAAUGAGAUGGUCCUGGAAGGGGGAGCAUUGGUUCUGGCUGAUAUGGGUAUAUGUGCUAUUGACGAGUUUGACAAGAUGGAUGAAUCAGAUCGUACAGCAAUUCAUGAAGUUAUGGAGCAGCAAACUGUCAGCAUUGCCAAGGCUGGGAUUACAACAUCACUCAAUGCGAGAACUGCUGUUCUUGCUGCUGCUAAUCCUGCUUGGGGAAGAUAUGAUCUACGAAGAACUCCAGCAGAAAAUAUCAAUCUACCUCCUGCUCUUCUAUCACGAUUUGAUCUUCUUUGGUUGAUCCUUGAUCGAGCAGAUAUGGACAGCGACCUUGAAAUGGCAAGGCACAUUGUUUAUGUGCACCAGAAUAAAGAAUCUCCUGCUCUUGGUUUCACUCCACUUGAACCAUCUAUUCUCCGUGCAUAUAUUUCUGCUGCUAGAAGAUUGUCCCCUUAUGUGCCUAAGGAACUGGAGGAAUACAUUGCUACUGCAUACUCAAGCAUUCGUCAAGAAGAAGCUAAAUCAAACACUCCUCAUUCCUACACUACUGUCAGAACUCUGCUUAGCAUACUCCGCAUAUCAGCUGCCUUAGCAAGACUUCGAUUUUCGGAAACUGUGGCUCAGAGUGAUGUGGAUGAGGCACUAAGGUUAAUGCAGAUGUCAAAAUUCUCUCUAUAUUCUGAUGACCGUCAGAGAUCUGGUCUGGAUGCCAUCUCAGACAUCUAUUCAAUCUUGCGGGAUGAAGCUGCCAGAGCCAAUAAAAUGGAUGUGAGCUAUGCCCAUGCACUCAACUGGAUUUCUAGAAAGGGAUACAGUGAAGCUCAGUUGAAAGAAUGUUUAGAGGAAUAUGCAGCCUUAAAUGUCUGGCAGAUACAUCCCAACACCUUUGAUAUUCGAUUUAUCGAUGCCUGA